Molecule: messenger RNA, 3480 nt
Organism: Sinocyclocheilus grahami
Lineage: Eukaryota; Metazoa; Chordata; Actinopteri; Cypriniformes; Cyprinidae
Product: reticulon-4 receptor-like 2
Exons: 3
Coding region: 86-1462 (458 amino acids)
Cellular component (GO): plasma membrane
Molecular function (GO): protein binding
Source: RefSeq, a predicted model, not a curated record
ACUCAGGAACCAGAGCAUCAGCGGAGAUAGCAGGGAAUCAGUUGCUAAACUCCUCAGGCUAACUCGCUCUCGGCUUUGGUUCGGAAUGGAAACAUCAACUUUUACGCGGAGCCAGCGCAGCUCUUUUGCGCACAGCUUUAAGAGCACGCUCUCCCUCUGGCUGGUUGUCUGGCUGCUCGUGGUAAAACCCGUGCCAGCGCAGAACUGCCCUCACCGGUGCGUGUGUUACCCGACCCCCAUGACAGUGAGCUGCCAGGCGCAGAACUUCACUAUUGUGCCCCACGGCAUGCCCUACGAAUCCCAGCGCGUUUUUCUGCAGAACAACCGCAUCACUGAACUGAGAGUGGGGUCUUUUGCUUUUGGCACACAGGUUUUGUGGCUCUUCUCCAACAACAUCACCUGGAUUGAGGCCGGUGCAUUCAGCGAGCUGCGCGAUCUGGAGGAGCUCGAUCUGGGCGACAACCCUCACCUGCACCGCCUUGAGGGUGGAGCUUUCCGUGGCCUGGAGAAGCUCCAGAGCCUCCACAUGCACCGCUGCCGGCUGGCCGCCCUUCCCCAUGAUAUCUUCCACAAGCUCUACAGCCUGCAAUUCCUCUACCUGCAGGAGAACCAGCUCCACUUCAUCCAGGACGAUCUCUUCGCUGACCUGAUCAACCUCAGCCAGCUCUUCCUGCACGGCAACCGCAUCCGCACUCUGUCCGAGAAUGUGUUCCAUGGCCUGGUCAACCUUGACCGUCUGCUGCUGCACGACAACAGGGUCCGUCAGGUCAAUCGCCGUGCUUUUCGGGACCUGGGCCGACUCACCAUGCUCUUCCUCUUCAACAACUCCCUGGCAGAGCUGCCCGGUCAAGCCAUGCGUGACAUCACCUCCAUCGAGUUCCUGAGGCUGAACAACAACCCCUGGGCCUGCGGCUGCGAGGCUCGUCCCCUGUGGGAGUUCUUCAGAGGCGCCCGUUUGUCCAGCUCCGAGGUUCUUUGCGCUUCACCUGCUUCUCAUCGUGGAGAGGACCUGCGCUUCCUGAGGGAGAUGGACUUCGCCCUGUGCCCACUUCCUGACCCCAGCUCCCUCUCUGGUACCACCACCACCACCUUCAGCACCAAGACCCGUUGGUGGUUCUCCAAGCACAAGCCAGUCAGCACUUCAAAGGGCAUCUUUGAGAAGAGCUCCGAGACCAAGGCAUACCCCUUCAAGUCACAACAUCCCUCAAUCACAUCUACAUCCACAAAGUAUGAGCUUGGGGAGGAAGAGGCUCUUCUUCCCAAGCUUGACCCAGAAGAGUACUGGGCCAACUAUGGCAAUGAAGAUGCGGGCAUCACCUCUCUGCGCUGCUUUGAGCUUGAGUGCCCUCCCGAAUUCGACUCUCUGCCACCAUCUUCCUCUUCUUCUCGCUCCUCAUCUUCUGUUCUCUUGCUACUCUCCAUGUCUGUCUUGACUGUCUGCAUCCAUCUUCUGUUUGGCUGAAUCUGUCGGUCUCAGAAGAACCCUCUUCCCCCUCAUUUUUUCUCCUCUCUGGAGGAAAAAUCCUGUUUGCUCAAUUUAACUCUUCAAUGCCUUGAUUCCUGCUUACUAUCAGCCUCACCUGUAUCUUUGUUCUGUUCAGUUUGAGCCUCUAGUUCCUGGUAUCUAGAGGGCACUAGACUGAUUUAGGAUACAGUGGGUAAGCAGGGAACGUUGGGCAGUGCAGGCCCUUAAUGGAAACUAAUGAAAGCUGUUCAGUGGGCUUGGUCAGUUAGGCAGAUACUCGGUCCUUCUUUUUUUGAGGACAAGUGUAUUCUAAGCCAUCUCUGUCAUAGUCAGUGCAGACAGAGGAUAGACAUUUCCAUCUUAGGUUUACGUACAAUAUUUGUAUGAUUUUAGACUUUUUAGCCACUCUUAAGUGCUUCUAUGAAAGUUGUAAUUAUAGCUUGUAAUGUCACUAUGACACCCUCUUUCUAACAACGCUACAGCUCCAUUAUUUCAGUAGUUAGUUUGUAACAAUAGCAUAAUGAGCAAAUAUUUUGAUUCCCUUUGGAACGCAGCGAUCGAAUGUUAUAUUUCAUCUAUUAUAACAGAAGGGUCUCAAAAUCAUUCAGGGCUCGAAAAGCACAAAAGGAACGGUGUGCACGGCGGUGUUGCUAUAAUACAGCUAUAAUUUAAGAUGCACAGAGAGAGCGAAAGCAUGCACAGGAGAGACAGAGAGCAUGCACAAGAGAAGGCGAAAUAAUUCAUUACAUCACCCACCAGCUAUGACAGCAAUUAUCACUUGUGUAAAUAUGACAUCUUGGCAGAGGGAGCUGUAAAUAAUGCUAUGAAAGGCCUUAUGUUUGUCACUGUUCUGAAUGGACAAGAAUGUCACUGUGAGUAACGUCUAUGAUAUUAUUUCUAUGGUCAGUGCAUGUAAAGAUCAGUCGAUGAUGUGAGAGUGUGUGAAUGUUCUUUUUUUUUUAUACUGUAUGUUUUUAAAAUACUGUUAAUAUGUUGAGUCAUUGCUGUAAAAUACAUUAUCUACAUUGUUCCAAGACUUUCCUUUGUUUAUUCGUCUUUUCAAAUUCAAGUUUAACAGAUUGUAUCUGUAUAUUCUCGCAAAUUCCAUCCUUUCUCAUUUAAAGUAUAGAUUUUAAAUCAAACCAGUCAACAGCUUGCAGCUAUAGUAAAAAAAAAAUUUUUUUUUAAAUAAAUAAUUGGCAAAGUGCUAAAACUAGGACUGAAUCCAAGACAAGGCAAUAUAUGAAGGACAAUGUGGAAAGGCUGUUUCUUGAAAUGAAUUGACUACUGUGGAAAAGCUGAUUGGAAAAUCAGAAAAAUGCACUUACUGACAGAUUGGUCGACAUUCAGAUUGUCUACCAUUGGUCAUGAACAUGGGAGGAGAGAAGGUGCAAAUACAGACUGGGCUGCUCUUGGUGGGCUUGCUGAAGGCAAUGGCUUUCUUUGGUGGUCUUUGCCUAUUCCUCCUCUUUCGAAUUACAAUAAAGAAUCAAAAUGCUUUAGGGAAAACAAACAGGGCAAGGACAAGAUGAGAGAGAAAAAAGGAGAGAAAGAGAAAAAGAAAUGCACGGAAAGCAGGGGUGGAUGUGGGUGGUAAAGGCAAAGAGAUGGAUGAUAAAGGAUGGUGAUAAAGAGAAAUGCAAUCUAAAGUUCCUUAAAACAAUAGGUAAAGAUAGGAAACAUUUUUUGAUCUACUGUUAAUUCUAGCAAUAUCCUGUUUUGUGUUUACCCUGAGACAGUAUUGAAACAAAUAAUACUGAUCUUUCUGUCCCACAGAUGUUUCUAUGAAAUAUUUAUGUCUUGUAAAUGUUUGUAUGAUGCGUCAAUGUAUAUCUCAACAGAACGGGUAAGGUCAAACUGCCUUAAGGUGCUCUCGAGUGACCAUGUUUGUGAGGUUGCUCACAGAUGACCAAAGCAUUAGUUAUACCUUUUUACCCAGAAUGUAUGCAUCAUGUGCAAUUGAAUGUAAGAAUGUGAAAGAAUGAGCUGUUCAAUCUUUUCACUACAACACAAAA